Heteronotia binoei (common prickly gecko) is the source of this 1589-nucleotide messenger RNA. It is a transcript of the gene MAP6D1, whose product is annotated as MAP6 domain containing 1. The record is from RefSeq and is a predicted model, not a curated record. Gene Ontology annotation, cellular component: Golgi-associated vesicle; microtubule; cis-Golgi network. Gene Ontology annotation, molecular function: microtubule binding; calmodulin binding. NCBI's taxonomy places the organism in Eukaryota, Metazoa, Chordata, Lepidosauria, Squamata, Gekkonidae. Gene Ontology annotation, biological process: microtubule cytoskeleton organization; cytoskeleton-dependent intracellular transport; regulation of microtubule cytoskeleton organization. The transcript is spliced from 3 exons. The coding region runs from base 78 to 848 and encodes 256 amino acids.
CCUGUGAGAGAAGGCUCCCCCCUUCUGCUUGCUCCAUCCCUUCAGCCAACCACCCCUCCUUGCAUGUUGCUGCCGCCAUGGCCUGGCCCUGCAUCACUCGGGUCUGCUGCCUGGCGCGCUUCUGGAACCAGCUGGACAAGUCGGAUCUGGCCGUGCCGCUUACCAUCCACAAUUACUCUGACAUCGAAGAGCCGGCAGAGGAGGGUGGGGGCGCCGCACAGCAGUCAAGGAUCCCAACAGGUGGCCGCCCCCAUGGCCAUCCCCGGGCGGCCUCUGCCCUGCCUGUGUCGGCGUCCGCCCCCUCGCUGCAGCAGGCUAGCCUGGCGGGCGUCAAGAGGCCGUCGAAAAAGGGGCGAGGCGGCGGUGGCGGCCGCCGGAAAGAGUCCUUCGCGGCAGAGACCCAGUACCAGCAGGAUUUCCGAGCGUGGCCGGUGCAAAAGCGGGACGCCCUGCCGUGGAUCGGGGAGUGCAAGAGGGGGAAACCCCUGGGGGCGCCCCCCGCUGCAGCCUCUUCCCACGCCACGAUCCACGGAGGUUCCCACGUGUACGUGUUGCCAACAACUGAGCAAGAGGCGGGCAGAAAGUACAGCGGAUUUAAGCAAAUGUGGUCCUCUGCCUCGCCGCCAGGCGUCCGCAAGACCACCUCCUACAGGCAAGAGUAUCGCCCAUGGACUGGAGCAAAACGAUCCCGGACCUCAAAGAAGAAACAAGGAUUCAUUAUCCCAGAGGAUCACUUUGUGAAAGAAACUAGCUACAAGGCAGACUUUAAGGUACCUGAAGUGAAGGCUAAGUUCUCUCCCAAUCCUUCUGCAGUUUUCCAGGCUUCAUCUCGCAUCCUUAAUGUAUGAAUCUGGAUCACACAUAUUUCCUGUUUAGGCAGCUUGAAUGUUAAAAUUGUAAAAAUGUACUGCUAUGCAAUUUUAAUGAGUGGGGUUGAGAUAAGAGGAAGUAUAAUUCAGAAUUGCUACAGUAAUUAUCAGGAUGUAUGCAUCUGUUAUGAACAUGUAAAUCAUAAAAGCACAUGAGUUGGAGACUGCAUAACAUACUGUGAAGAAUGACCUAUUUUCAUAGAAAUGGGCUCAUUACUGAUUAGGCUGGCAUCAUGCUUAAGGCACUGAAUUUGGAUAGCAACAGCAACAUGAGACAACGUGCAUCUGCCUAAAUACACAGGUGGCAGGUCAAGGUUUGUAGCAAAACAAAAUCCCCAUAGAUCAGUAAAAGGGACUCUGAAUGGCUUUUGAACUUUUUAUUUUAUAUCUGGGAGUCCAUCUCAGAAAUGAUCUCCUGUUGUUGCAGGAACUAUGGUGUCUCAGGGUUGGUAUUAUGACCCUUUACCGAUUUGUCCCAGAGCAUUGUUUGUUCUGAAGGGAUUUUUGAGGACAUUUGGAAAAAGUAGAAGCAAAGCUCUGCCUUUCUAAGACUUCUUGAUAUUAGAUGCUUUCUGGGUUCCCUCUUUUAUCCUGACUUAACUCAUUCCACAAUGUCCUUUGGUAGAGGAUGUAGCUCAUAUCAGAUUCUUUUUCUAUUGGAGAAACAUGUUAUCAGCAUCCCUAGCCUCCAUAGAACUCUGCAUCAUUACCUGUGAGGUU